This is a messenger RNA of Capsaspora owczarzaki ATCC 30864, 3774 nucleotides long. RefSeq lists its product as hypothetical. The record is from RefSeq and is a predicted model, not a curated record. Lineage: Eukaryota; Filasterea; Ministeriida; Capsasporidae. The transcript is spliced from 6 exons. Bases 130 to 3588 code for a protein of 1152 amino acids.
UUUUUUUUUCUUUUUUUUUUGAAUUUUCAUUUUAAUUAUCAUUUUGGUUCAACUCUUUCUUCUCCUUUGUUUCUUCUUCAACAAACCAAAAUCCAACACAAUCAGAUUCAUACGUUUACAUCAUCAUUCAUGACGUCGUCAUCGUCGCGGCUGCUGUCGCUGGUCGCCGCCGCCGUCGUGCUCGUCCUCUCCACGCAAACGGGUCAAGCUGCGCACUUUGAUCCAACGACGGCAAGUUCGCGCGUUCUGAGCAUUCCUGCGUCUGGAUGUGGGAGCAGGACUAGCGGCUAUUUUGACACCUGGACUGGCACGAGCUGGACUGGCACGAGCACCAGCAACGCUGUCGGCUGCAACUCGCAAAGUCCCAGCCGGCCUGACUGUAUCAAUAGCAGCGGCACGUGUGGCGGCGCAGAUUUCACCGAGGACAGCAGCAAGGGCGAAAUGUUCAAGUGCCCGGAUCCUUCAAACAGCGUUGACACUGCCAUUCGCGUGGGCAAUUCGUUCUCCAUUUCCGCAGUGUUCAAAUGGUCGCCAAACAACAGCGUGCGCUACGUUACCAUUGUGGCCAAAGGCUGUGGAACGGUGGGCACGACCAAUACGCUCGACACCCAGUUUUGGGUUGGCGCUGUGAAUCGUGCGGGGUGGGGCACGCAGUACCAAAUGUGCUUCCAUGCUGGCUCCGGCACGUCCGCGGGAACGAACGGUUUCCCCAACCUGAUUUGUGGCGGGACGCCGCUCCCUUCCACCUCAACCCCAAGCGUGGUGACGGUGACUGUUGCCGGCCAGAUGCUCUCCAUCUACUUUAAUGGCGCAUUGCAAAUCGGACCGGUUGCACUCACGUCCGCGAAUAACUACGCCUCGGCGUUUCCCAUCACUCUUGGCGCGCUCCCCACCUGCGGGACUCAAGCUGCUUGUACCUCUUCGACAUCGGGCUGCAACUCGAUUUCCGGCCUUUGGUUUGACCGCACUCAGCUCUACGACGUCAACAUGCAAAACGUUGCCAUGCCACAAUCCGACGUGGUCAGCAUGGUGUGCUAUUACAACGGAUUGUACGGCUCUGCGGCUUGCCCCACAAACCAGUGCGGCAACAGCGUCGUCGAGGCGGGUGAAGCGUGCGAUCGCGGCGCCAACUGCUUGCCGGAUUGCACCUGUCCCGCCGGAAUGUAUCCUUCUGGCGGUGGUUGUACGCCAUGUCCCAGCGGAAGCAAGUGCCCUGGUGGACUGGCAGGCGCCACCCUGUGCGGUAACGGCGAGUACCAAGCCUCGACCGGCCAAUCCUCCUGCUCCCAAUGUGCUCCAGGCUCCGCUUUCACUGGCUCUGGCCGCACGACACCAUGUCCGGCUUGCUCCCCAGGCUCGUACCAAACCGAUGGUGGCCGUGCCUCGUGCCAGCCCUGUGCGAUGGGCACCGCUUCCACGGACCAGGGCCGCACCACAGAGUGCCCUUCGUGUACUGGUGGCUGGUAUCAAGACCAGACCAGUCAAACGACUUGCCUCCAAUGCGCCAAAGGCACUGCUUCCAACGACAUCCGACGCACAACCCCCUGCACUGGUUGCACUCCCGGACACUACCAGGAUGAACUGGGCAAGACGUCGUGCAAGGAUUGCGACAGUGGCACGGCGGCCUCCGACUCGAGUCGCACGACUGCCUGCCCGUCGUGCCUUGCUGGUCAGUUCCAGCCGCAAAGCGGACAGCCUUCGUGCUCCAAUUGCACCGAGGGCUCUGCCAGCAGCGACACGGGUCGCCAAUCGUCGUGUCCCGCGUGUACCUCUGGACAUGAGCAGCCCUACUCGGGACAAAGCGCGUGCACAGAGUGCCUUCCGGGAUUCUCGUCCCUCAAUGGCGGCAUUCGCUGUGAUCCGUGCGGCGCUGGCUGGUACCAGCCAGCGGGCGGCUCCGUCACUUGUGUCAAAUGCGAUGCAGGAACGGCCAGCUCCGACCAGACGCGCGCCUCCGCUUGCCCAGAGUGUCCUGUCGACACCUACCAACCACUCGCUGGAAAUUCUGGCUGUCUAGCCUGCAAAGACUUUAGCUCCACGGAAGGCUUGACAAGACAAACAAGUUCAGCUGCGUGCAAAUGCCUUCCUGGUUAUUUCAGCGACAUUGGCGGUGCUUGCCAACCCUGCCAAGCUGGAAGUCGCUGUGCUGGGCAGCAAUCCUUUGUCUGCAACGAGACGAGCGCAUCGUAUCAGAACCAGGCUGUCCAGUCAUCGUGUAAAGUCUGCGACGCGAAUGGAACGGUCAGCGCUGACAGGACCACGUGCACUUGUAACGAUGGCUAUUACUCCCCGGCCGAGGGUCUCUGCGCAGAAUGCCCUCCUGGCUUCCGAUGCAGAAACGGCAUCAAGACGUCUUGCUCGGCAGACAACAACGGCACUAUCCUCUGGUACCAGGACAAACCCCGUGCGACCGUGUGCAAAGUUUGUUCCAACGGCGAGCCAACCGCAGACAACUCGUUCUGCAACUGCCAUCCCGGUUUCUUCGAGCAGACAAGUACUUGUCGAGCUUGUCUUGCCGGAUACCAAUGUGCCAAUGGAACUCUGGUCGCCUGUCUGGACGGUGAAUACCAGAACGUUACCAUGCAAGUCAGCUGCAAGCUCUGCCCAGCCAAUUCAACCUCCACUCUGCCUGCAAGGACGGCAUGCAUGUGCCAGGCUGGCCGCGACUUUGACCGUUAUUCUGGCAACUGCACUACCCCACUGAGAAAUGUGGAAAGCAGCUCCAACACGUCGGCUGUUGUUGUGCCCAUCGUGGUCGUUCUUGUCUUGCUCCUGGUUGUCGUGCUGAUUGUUGCCGUCAUUCGUCGCAAACGACAACAAAAGAAACAAGUUACUUCCUCCUUUGAGAACAACCAAGAAAUUGGCGCUGUGGGCAACAACAUCAACAUUGGACUGAACGAGCUGCAUCGUUCGGCCUACUCGAGCACGGACGCUCUUUACGCAACCGCAACCCUUCCUCGCAAGCAGAAGCCUGUGGAGGAAUAUGCCGCGCCCGGCUCGUACAGCGCACCCUCCGACUCGUACCUUGCUGCUGGUAGCAUUCGCAAACCCAAAGCCACGCCACCAAGCGAGUACUUUGCCCCGGAAGAUGCCAGCUCUUCGUUCUACAGUGCCCCUUCGACUGACAAAGGCUACUCUGAACCCGUUUCGGCGGAAGGCGAUUCUGCCGUGUACGCUGUUGCCCCCGUGUCGACGUCUCGCACCGUCGUUGCCCCACUUGGCGACGUGUACGCCAUGCCUUCCCGCCAACCCAGCCAACACGGCAAACACUCGGCGCCAUCGUCCGUGCCGUCCACGAUUGGACCGAAGGGCGACGUGUAUGCUGUUUCCUCCACUUCGGCAACGCUUUCACCCAAGCCUGAUCGGAAGUCUGUCAAGUCGAGCGAGAUUGGUGAUGCCAUGUACGCAGAAACGGGCAUUCGGCCAAACCCGUCAGCUGCCGUGCCCACCACGACAGCUCCUUCCGGCGACACGUAUGCCGUCAGCACCAUGGACAACCGUCCCCAGGCCAACCGUCUCGGCAAGCCGACCAUUCCACAGCUUGAUCGGACGAGCAAGCCAACCUUUUCCGCCGACUCUAAUAUCUGAUACCAUUGAUUUUUGUUUUCGUUUUUUUUGUAGUUAUGCAUUAUACCACUUGUUUUUUCUCUUGUAUGUCCCUGUCCGAGCUUCGAGCUUGAUCAGUGAUUGAUUCUUUUUGCUGCACCGACCUUGAUGUUCUCUCCCUUUCCCCCUACCCCUCCCCAAUGUAUAGUACAAUCAGUUUCAUCACAA